Xylaria bambusicola is the source of this 682-nucleotide messenger RNA. RefSeq lists its product as uncharacterized. The record is from RefSeq and is a predicted model, not a curated record. NCBI's taxonomy places the organism in Eukaryota, Fungi, Ascomycota, Sordariomycetes, Xylariales, Xylariaceae. The transcript has a single exon. Bases 233 to 595 code for a protein of 120 amino acids.
GCCCUUCGUAUGCUAAGUACGGUUGCUGCCAACCUACCUACUCAAUCGGUCUGGUCUGGUGUAAUCUUUCCAAUCAGGUCCUAUCCAGGCCGUUCGAGAACACCCAACUCGUUUAGUGACCUUAUCCAACAUGUAACGCAACCUACCCUAGGUACACGGUUGCCUUCGUUGUCCGUUCCCCUGCUUCUGAUCGUCCCCGGAGAAUGCCGGGAGUCUCAGUGGCUUUGAUUUCAUGACUACCGUAGUAAGUGGGGUUUGUCAACAUCUCGGCAUCGCCCUAUUAUCAUCCAUUGUCUUUUGUGCUUUGAUAGUCUGUACCAUGAUACCGGCCGACGUAAUGCCAUACCUACUAGAUGAACGCGACUUGUCAUUUUUCUACUUUGCAAUUAUACGUAUCUUUGGAUUCAGAUCCUAUCGUGCCUCGGUCCGGAACGUCGGCAAGUCCGCCAUUCUAAACAUCCCGCCCCAACUGUGUUGUUUCACCGUCUUAUACGCAUCUCACUAUCGUCUUGCCUCCGAUUUGGGACAAUCCUCAUCACCCCCCCAAUUUACCAUGUCGACGCUGAAAAAGUUACUACGUGCAGUGAUUCAAUGACGAUAUCUCGGUCACUAGACUUGAUAGGUUUUCUUUAUCCCCCCUAAUCCCUGGCAUGCUAUCAUCAAAAUCACUGCCACCCCCAUC